Molecule: messenger RNA, 449 nt
Organism: Rhineura floridana
Lineage: Eukaryota; Metazoa; Chordata; Lepidosauria; Squamata; Rhineuridae
Product: anionic trypsin-like
Exons: 3
Biological process (GO): proteolysis
Molecular function (GO): serine-type endopeptidase activity
Source: RefSeq, a predicted model, not a curated record
AAGCAGUUCAACAGCUACACCCUGGACUUUGACAUCAUGCUUAUCAAACUUGCAGACCCAGCUGUUCUGAAUGAGCUUGUACAGCCAAUCGGUUUGCCCAGCCAAUGCACCACAGCAGAAACACAGUGUCUUGCUUCAGAAUGGAGCAGCAGCAACUCUGACGGAACAGGCGGCCUUCUGCAAUGCACCGACCUUCCCACCACAUCUGAUGCCAUGUGCAGCAAUGCCUAUCCAGGACAGUUCACCGACAGAAUGCUCUGUGCUGGGCAGCUGGGCAGCAGCCAAGAUACCUGCAAGGGAGAUGUGGGCAGCCCAUUGGUGUGUGAAGGAGCCCUCCAAGGACUGCUAUCCUGGAACAACAGCUGCCAUGAAGAGAACCGGCUUGGGCUCUACACAAAGGUCUGCAUCUUUGGAGACUGGAUCGACUACACAAUUGCCAACAACUAAAG